Molecule: messenger RNA, 4476 nt
Organism: Talaromyces rugulosus
Lineage: Eukaryota; Fungi; Ascomycota; Eurotiomycetes; Eurotiales; Trichocomaceae
Exons: 11
Coding region: 1-4476 (1491 amino acids)
Biological process (GO): transmembrane transport
Cellular component (GO): membrane
Molecular function (GO): ATP hydrolysis activity; ABC-type transporter activity; ATP binding
Source: RefSeq, a predicted model, not a curated record
AUGCCCGACGACAGGAACCCGGAGGACCGAUUGUCUCUGCAACAUGUGGACGACAGAGAAGAGACAGUCUUCAACUCGACAGACGCGUCAGUCUUAACGUCUGUCUCCAAAGAGGAACUAGAUAUGGAGGUGGAACCCACUGUCACCAGUCUCGCGAGACAGUUCACAAGCCAAUCCAACCAGUUCCCACGGACAGUCACAGAAAUCGAUAACAAUCCGUUUCUCUCGUCACACAUCCCUGCCUUGGACCCGAAAUCCCCAGAGUUCAGCCCAGUAAAAUGGACAAAGGCUCUGCUCCAUGCAACAUCCCGGGAUUCGGAGAACGUUCCACCGAAAACGCUGGGUGUUUCUCAUCGAAAUCUGAGCGCGUACGGGUAUGGGUCUGAUGUGAACUACCAAGCGGACGUGUUUAGCGUCUAUUCACGCUUAAUUGAUCUCGCUAUGAGUGCACUGGGUCGGCAGCAAAAGAAAGUCCAGAUCCUUCGAAAUUUCGAUGGACUGGUGAGGACUGGUGAGAUGCUGUUGGUCCUGGGCCGUCCAGGAAGUGGUGUUUCGACUUAUCUCAAGACUCUUGCGGGAGAAACCUACGGCUUCUAUCUAGACCCAGAGUCUCAUUUUAAUUACCAAGGUAUUUCUUAUGAUACUGUGCAUUCUCGAUUCCGUGGUGAAGUUAUUUACCAAGCGGAGACGGAAAUUCAUUUCCCCCAGAUGAGCGUCGGUGACACACUGCGCUUUGCCGCACUAGCCAGAACGCCAGAGAACAGACUGCCCGGUGUCUCUCGCCAAUUGUAUGCAGAACAUUUGACUGAUGUGGUAAUGGCAAUGUUGGGUCUGUCUCACACGGUCAAUACCAAGGUCGGGGAUGACUUCGUCCGCGGUGUUAGUGGAGGUGAGCGAAAGCGUGUGAGUAUAGCCGAAGUCUUGUUGAGUCGGAGCCCGAUGCAGUGCUGGGACAACAGCACGCGAGGACUCGACAGCGCCACUGCCCUGGAGUUUGUUAGAACUCUGAAACUAGCAACCGAUUUGGGCCGGACAGCUACCGUGGUGGCUAUUUAUCAAGCGUCGCAAGCAGCAUAUGAUGAAUUUGACAUAGUCACCGUGCUCUACGAUGGAAGGCAAAUUUACUUUGGCCCUGCAACAUCCGCCAAAAAGUAUUUCACCGACAUGGGCUACCUUUGCCCAGACCGACAGACGACCGCGGAUUUCCUCACAUCCUUGACAAACCCAGAAGAGCGUGUUGUUCAGCCAGGUUUCGAGAAAAAAGUUCCUCGGACUGCAGACGAAUUUGCGGCCGCAUGGAUGAGGAGUCAAGAUAGAGCCCAGCUAUUAGCAGAGAUUUCUUCCUUUGAGGGAGAUCAUCCAAUUGGCGGGAAACAGCUGGAACAAUUCAAGACAUCUCAAAAAGCCCAGAAAGCUCAAUUUGUGAGGUCGAAAUCCCCAUUUACCAUUUCAAUCCCCAUGCAGAUCAGUCUCUGCAUUAAACGCGGGUUCCAACGUCUUCGAGGUGAUAUGUCCUUUUUCUUCGCCACCAUUUUCGGAAACCUGAUGAUAUCGCUCGUCCUGGGAAGUGUGUUCUAUAAACUUCCCCCGACUAGUGAUAGCGUUGAUAGCCGGUGCAUCAUGUUGUUCUUUAUCAUUCUUUUCAACGCUCUGAGCAGUGCUCUUGAGGUUCUCACUUUAUACGCUCAACGGGCUAUUGUAGAGAAACAUGCCAAGUAUGCCCUGUAUCAUCCAUUUUCCGAGGCUGCAGCAUCGAUGAUAUGUGAUCUACCCUGCAAAAUCAUUUCUACUAUCUGUUUCAAUAUCCCCGUCUAUUUUAUGUCCGAUCUACGACAGGAAGUGGGCGCGUUUUUUUCUUUCCUUCUUUUCUGUUUCACAUGUACCCUAACCAUGUCGUGCAUCUUCCGCACGAUCGGACAAUCAUCACGAACCAUCGCCCAGGCACUUACUCCCAGUGCUCUAUUCGUUCUCGUCCUUGUCAUAUAUACUGGAUUUAUUAUCCCAACAUCGGCUAUGCAAGGUUGGUUGCGGUGGAUUAACUACCUCACCCCGAUUGCUUAUGCAUACGAAAGUCUGGUUGUGAAUGAGUUUCAUAAUAGACACUUCCCUUGUACCCAGUUCCUCCCCACGGGCCCUGGUUACGAGAAUUUGAUGGACAAACAGAGAGUCUGUGCAACUCCCGGUUCUCUUCCAGGACAGGACUAUCUGGCUGGAGAUUUAUACAUUUCCGGUAGUUUCGGAUACGAGCAUUCACAUUUGUGGAGGAACUUUGGAAUUCUCAUCGCAUAUAUUAUCUUUUUCGGAUUUGCGUACUUCCUGGUUACAGAAUACGUUCCGUCUACACGUUCUAAAGGCGAAAUUUUAGUUUUCCGCCAUGGAAGAAAAGCUAUCACACGCGCCAGUACACAGCCGGAUGACAUUGAGAAUUCCAAUUCUGGGAUCACGUCUCGUUCUCUGAAAUCCCAAGAAAAUGCAAACAGCAUCGCAAUCCAGGCACAGACCGCCGUCUUCCACUGGAGAGAUUGCUGUUAUGAGGUUCAGAUCAAGGGAGAAACAAGAAGAAUUCUUGAUCAUGUCGACGGUUGGAUAAAACCAGGCACUUUGACGGCAUUGAUGGGAGCAACAGGCGCCGGUAAAACAACUCUUUUGAAUGUUCUUGCUAGUCGUGUUACAGUCGGUGUCAUUACCGGUGAUAUAUUCGUGAAUGGGUUGCCACGAGACAAUUCGUUCCAGCGAAAGACAGGUUACGUACAGCAACAAGAUGUCCAUCUCGAGGUGUCAACUGUUCGAGAAGCCUUGAAUUUUAGUGCCUUGUUACGUCAACCAGCAAAAUAUUCCAAGAAGGAAAAAUUGGAAUACGUUGAUGAGGUUAUCAGACUCCUUGAAAUGGAACCUUAUGCGGAUGCGAUUGUUGGUGUUCUUGGAGAAGGACUGAAUGUGGAACAACGAAAACGCCUCAGUAUUGGUGUUGAGCUCGCUGCCAGACCAGAGCUACUCCUAUUCCUCGAUGAGCCAACGUCUGGUCUAGACAGCCAGACAGCGUGGUCUGUAACGUCAUUGAUAAAAACGCUGUCUGACAAUGGACAGGCUGUUCUCUGUACAAUCCAUCAGCCGUCGGCCAUGCUGUUUCAACAAUUCGACUGCCUUCUUCUCCUGGCCAAGGGAGGGAGAACCGUAUACUUUGGCGAUAUUGGGCACAAUGCGCAGAAACUAACCGGCUACUUUGAGAAGCACGGAUCCCAACCAUGCGGAAAAGAUGAGAACCCAGCAGAAUGGAUGCUCCGAGUAAUCGGGGCUGCUCCUGGUGCUGUGGCAGACCAGGACUGGGUAAACACGUGGCGCAACAGCUCCGAAUGUGCAGAUGUUCUCAAAGAACUUACCAGGUUAGAAAACGAGAAACAGUCUGACGACUCAAACGAUGAGAUCUCUACUUCGUAUGCUGCUAGUAUGCAUGAUCAGCUUAUGUUGUGUACGAUUCGAGCCUUUGAGCAAUACUGGAGAACCCCGUCUUAUAUCUAUUCGAAGUUGAUCCUUUGCUUUGGAACUAGCUUAUUUAUCGGUCUUUCUUUUUACAAUACCGAAAAUACAGUGCAAGGUUUGCAGGAUCAAAUGUUCGCCGUUUUCAUGCUAAUUGUCAUCUUUGCCUUCCUGACUUACCAAAUCAUGCCCAACUUCAUCACACAGCGAGACCUAUACGAAACCCGCGAGCGCCCCUCCAAGACGUAUUCUUGGUAUGUGUUCAUGCUGUCUAACAUCGUUGUCGAGCUGCCGUGGAACACCUUCGCGUCUCUGUUGAUUUACUUCCCGUUUUAUUAUCUGGUCGGUUUGUACAGAAAUGCCGAGCCGACCCAGACAGUCACUGAGCGGGGAGGCCUGAUGUUUCUUUUUACAUGGUCUUUCAUGGUUAUGGCAGGGACAUUUUCGCACAUGGUUGUCGCUGGGCUUCCGACAGCAGAAGUUGGAGCUAUCGUUGCUUUGGUUCUGUUCGCUAUGUGCCUGAUAUUUUGCGGUGUCCUCGCGACUCCUGCUGCACUUCCCGGAUUUUGGAUAUUCAUGUACCGCGUAUCUCCAUUUACGUAUCUCAUCGGUGGCCUCCUAUCAACAGGUAUUGCCAACGCCGAGGUUCACUGCGCAUCCUUUGAAAUCCGUACCAUUCGCCAACCUCCAUCCGGACAGACCUGCGGACAAUAUCUUAAAGAAUACAUUAGCUUUUCCGGCAGCGCACUCUACAAUCCAAAUGCAAGCGAAAAUUGCGAGAUCUGCAGCCUGUCAAAUACGGAUCAGUUCCUCGCUACGAUCGAUGUGUUUUAUAAUCAGCGCUGGCGGAACUUCGGGCUGAUGUGGGUGUAUAUCAUAUUCAAUGUCUUUGGGGCCGUGGUUCUAUAUUGGGCUCUGAGAGUCCCUAAAAAAGGGUCUACUUCCACAUUGAGAAACCUGACAAGCUCUUUGGUCAAGCCUUUUAAGCGUUCAUCCUAA